Messenger RNA from Chelonia mydas (Green sea turtle), 1765 nucleotides. RefSeq names its product carboxypeptidase O (gene CPO). Gene Ontology annotation, biological process: proteolysis. Gene Ontology annotation, molecular function: metallocarboxypeptidase activity; zinc ion binding. The record is from RefSeq and is a predicted model, not a curated record. Lineage: Eukaryota; Metazoa; Chordata; Testudines; Cheloniidae.
AUGGCGGUGCUCUUGCUUCGCAUCAUGGUCUUGGGAGUUAUUGUGGAGAAGACCCUGACAGCACCAGCCCAGUACACAGCUGUGGAGAAAAGACAUGCAUAGGACCAGGUUUUGCGAGUCUUGCCACAAACAUCUGAGCACGUAAAGCAACUUGAGCAUCUUUGUGACACCUUGCUGCUGGAUUUGUGGAAGCCACUGCUGCCUGAAGACAUUCAGGCUGGAGAAGAACUGCAUGUCAGGGCUCCAGCCUCCAGUUUACAGGAGCUGAAAGGCUGUUUAAAUCAGCAUUUGAUAUCUUAUGAGGUCCUAAUAUGUGACGUACAAAAACAGCUGGACAGUAGCAGACCAAGGGAGGAUCACCUCAUCCCCCAAAAAAGUCACUGGAGGGUUCCAGAGGGCUAUUCCUAAACUGUAUAUCAUCCAAUGGAAGAGAUUUAUUACUGGAUGUACCAGAUAAAGGAGAGCAACAGUGAGCUGGUGGCACAGCAUUAUCUAGGAGUGACAUAUGGGAACCAGCCAAUGUAUUAUCUGAAGAUAAGUCAACCAUCAAAUAAGGCCAAGAAGAUUAUUUGGAUGGACUAUGGGAUUCAUGCCAGAGAAUGGAUCUCUUCUGCCUUUUGCCAGUGGUUUGUGAAAGAAAUUUUACAAAAUUACAAAACUGACCCAAAGAUAAAAAGCUUCCUGCAGAACUUGGACAUAUGUAUCCUGCCAGUUCUCAGUAUUGAUGGUUAUAUCUAUUCCUGGAAAACUUUGUCAGGGGAUGCUGUCGAAGAUACCAGGAUCUUCUCUUCUGGAUUAGGAUGGGCUUCCAGGCACAAGGCAUUUUUUCAGAAAACAAAGGUUAAUGUCUGUACGCUGGCUGCAGAGAAAGCAGCAGUCGCACUGAAGGGAAAGCAUGGGACCAAUUUUACAGUGGGACCAAACUCUUUGGUUUUGUACAAGAACUCUGGCUCCUCACGGGACUGGGCUCACAUGAUUGGCAUUCCAUUCUCCUACACUUUUGAGCUGAGAGACACGGGUGCCUAUGGAUUUAUUCUACUGCCAGACCAGAUCCAGCCCACAUGUGAGGAGACUACCACAGCUGUGAUGACCAUCAUAGAAUAUGUAAAUCAGAAGUAUUUCCCAAACAGUGCAGCGGCAAUGACCUCUGGCAGCCUGUGGCUAUGGCUUAAUGUCCUAUUCACAUGGACCUUGUCCUAAGUAAGCCCUACAGAGCUCAGCAGGAAACUCACAUGCAGUGAAAAAUUGCAUGCAAAGGAAAAAUUGACGUUACCGGGGAGCUAAAUGGCAUAGUGUUUAAAUAAACGACCAAUACAGUAAAUGCAAAGAUUUCUACAGCGUUCUGAGGGUUUUUUGGAGAAGGAGGAAAGGAUAAAGAACAGGCUAUAAAAUCAAGCCCUGCUCAUCAAAACCAGUUGUAGAAGGUUAGGUUCCAUUCCUUUGUUUAAAUUAAGGCAAGCCCAUAUUAACUUCAAAAACCUUGCUCUCUGUCUCUGCAAGGCCAGAUUGAAUAUGCAUGGGGAGGAAACUGCAUUCUUAGACAUGGUCUCAGUGACUGCCUUACAUCUACGCUUCCCUUUCUGCCAGGCAUAGCCUUCUUCUUCUCAUGGUCCCCACACCACACUGGACCCACCAGCCAGAACCCUCAUUUCCCACCCAUGGUUGGCACCAGCAGGCUGUAUGAGAGAUUGAGAUCUCUGACUGCUGUCUCUGUUCUCACUUCAGCAAGGGGUGCUGCUGCUCUGAUUCUUGUUGUCUUCCUGGC